CCUGACCCACAAAUUCAGCACAUUGUCCAGUGAGAGAUCGCAGGUCGAGAGGAUGAACGCUCAGGUGUGCUGCUCGUUGAUUGCUGUUUUGUUGUGUUUCUCUGUGUGCUUGAGCACAACAGACGCCAAAAAACAUGCCAAAGUAAAACGAAAUGUUCGUUUGGAUGAAGAGUCGUUACCAGCAAAGCCAGGAGUGUGUCCUGAUGACAAAGACAUGAUAGGAGCGUGUGUCGAGAGAUGUUUUGGUGACCGUGAAUGUCCAGAUGAUGAGAAAUGCUGCAGCAAUGGAUGUGGACACGUGUGUAUGCCUCCAUAUAAAGCAGAAAAGCCAGGAGUGUGUCCUGAUGACAAAGACAUGAUAGGAGUGUGUGUCGAGGACUGUUUUGGUGACAGUGAAUGUCCAGAUGAUGAGAAAUGCUGCAGCAAUGGAUGUGGACACGUGUGUAUGCAUCCAUAUAAAGCAGAAAAGCCAGGAUCAUGUCCAAAACCCGUUGGAGCAGGACUGUGUGCUGAGAUGUGUUCUGGUGACAGUAACUGUCCAAACAAUCAGAAAUGCUGCAGCAAUGGAUGUGGACACGUGUGUAUGCCUCCAUAUAAAGCAGAAAAGCCAGGAUCAUGUCCAAAACCCGUUGGAGCAGGAGUGUGUGCUGAGAUGUGUUCUGGUGACAGUAGCUGUCCAAACAAUCAGAAAUGCUGCAGCAAUGGAUGUGGACAUCAGUGUAUGCUUCCAUAUACAGAAAAGCCAGGACUGUGUCCAAUGACUUUGGCUGGAGUAGGAGGAUCGUGUGAAGAAUUGUGUGUCAAUGACUUUGACUGUCCGAGAAAUGAGAAGUGCUGCAGCUCUAUAUGUGGAGGACGUCUAUGUACACCUGCAUCUUAAGUGAAGCCUGGUCUGCGUCUCAAACCAAAUGUGUGCUGAUAACUCUUCCAUGAUUAAUGUCCUUCCAGACAGAAGUCUUGCCCAACCACCUGUGGACAUGCGUGCAGAUAACAUGCCAGUUUAACCAUUGGAAAGCCCUUGAUUGCCCCCCAAUGUUGGACUUAAGGUCUUGUCUUUCUCAAAUAAAUAUCAGUUUAAAGGUC
Molecule: messenger RNA, 1083 nt
Organism: Cyprinus carpio (common carp)
Lineage: Eukaryota; Metazoa; Chordata; Actinopteri; Cypriniformes; Cyprinidae
Product: perlwapin-like
Exons: 8
Coding region: 53-880 (275 amino acids)
Biological process (GO): antibacterial humoral response; innate immune response
Cellular component (GO): extracellular region
Molecular function (GO): peptidase inhibitor activity
Source: RefSeq, a predicted model, not a curated record